AUGAUAAGUUUGAGGUGCCGGCAACGCGCGCUUCGCAGCUUCACGACAGCAUGCUCGCAAGACCCUUCCUCUUCACUGAAGAAACUGCCGUCUCAUGCUCGUGUCGUGGUGAUCGGAGGAGGAGUGAUAGGGUCCUCAGUCGCAUACCACCUAACCAAGAUGGGCUGGAGGGACACGGUUGUUGUGGAGCGGAAUAAGAUGACCUCCGGAACGACAUGGCAUGCGGCUGGUUUGAUGGUAACGUUCGGCUCCAUGUCCUCGACCUCAACAUCCUUCCGCCUGUACAGCCGAGAGCUGUACAGGCGACUGGAGGAAGAGACAGGUCAGAGCACGGGGUUCAGCCCCGUGGGCUUCAUUGAGCUCGCGACGGACAGGCAUCGCCUGGAAGAGUUCAGGAGGAUCGCAGACUUCAAUCGAACGUGCGGAGUCGAAGUGGAGGAGAUCGGAGCGAGGGACGUCGAGAAGAUGUUUCCCCUGUGCAGAGUCGACGACGUCCUUGGCGCCUUCUACGUCCCAGGGGACGGACGAGUGAACCCGGUUGACGUGACCAUGGCACUGAACAAGGGGACGCGGAUGCAAGGAGGACAGAUCUUCGAGGACACGGCAGUGACGCGGGUGAUAGUGGAGGAGGGAGCAGUGAAGGGCGUCGUCACGUCCCGGGGAACGAUCCGGUGCGAGCAUGUGGUGAACUGUUGCGGCAUGUGGUCGCGGCAGGUAGGAGCGGCGAGCGAGGUGAGCAUCCCGCUGCAAGCAGCAGAGCACUACUACGUCAUCACAGACGCCAUGCCGGAGGUACAGAGCAGCUGGCCGGUGAUCGAGGACCCAGCGUCGUACACCUACAUACGGAAGGAGGGAGCAGGGCUCAUGAUCGGGCUGUUUGAGGGGCGAGCGGCGAGCUGGAAGGAGCACGGGAUUCCCGAGGACUUUGCGUUUGGCGAGAUCGAGGCGGAUGAGGAGAGGAUCUUUCCGUUCCUGAGCAAGGCUAUGGAGCGCGUGCCCAAGGCCAUGGACGUCGGGAUCAAGAAAGUCUUUUGCGGGCCGGAAAGUUUCACCCCCGACAUGUCACCGAUUGUUGGGCCUGUCCCGGAGCUAAGCAACUACUGGGUAGGUGCUGGCAUGAACUCGAUCGGAAUCCUGACAGGGGGGGGUGUCGGUCGCCUGCUCGCACAGUGGAUUGUCAGCGGCAGCCCCGACGAAGAUGUUACAGGGAUCCGUCCGAGCAGGUUCAGCCCCCUCCUGUGCGAGCCUUCUCUCCUUGCUCGCCGAGCAGAGGAGGCUCUGAGCAUGGUGUACGCGUGCCACUUCCCUUUCAAGCAGUUCAAGUCUGCCCGCAACCUCCUCCACUCUCCCUUGCACGCUCGCAUGCAGGAGCAGGGAGCUCACUUCUGCAGUAUGAGCGGGGUUGAGAGCCCAGACUGGUUUGGUGAGCCUGGCUCAAUCCCCGUCGCCGGAGAGCCAACCUGGGGCUUUCCAGAGUGGUUCGGGCGAUGGCGAGAAGAGCACAAGGCUUGCAGGGAGCGUGUCGUCAUCAUGGAUACCUCGUACACGUCAAAGUUCCGUAUCCAAGGGGAGCAUGCUGGCUCCUUCCUGAGCAGGCUGUCGACUGCCAGGGUGAUAGAGGAGGAGGCAGGGAGGGCCAUCUCGACCUUGUGGCUGAGCAAGGAGGGGGGGAUGGAGGCGAUCGUCGUGCUCCUCAAGCUCGCAUCGGAUGACUUCAUCUUACUUGUCCCAGACGGCCUGCACAGGCACGCAGAGAGCUGGAUGCGCCAGCAGAAGGAUCCUCUCGAGCGUGUGAGCAUCCUUGACGUCUCGGAUCGCUAUGCCCAGCUGGCCAUCCAGGGGCCGCGUGCAAGAGCGCUGCUGGAGCGCGUGGUCGGAGCCGCCAGCAUUCAAGCUGCAAACUUUCCGACCUCCUCCGUGCGUGAGGUCGAGAUCGAGCAAGUCCGCGUGCUCUGCAGCAGGACGUCGCUGACGGGUGAGCUGGGCUACGAGCUGCUCAUUCCCAGCGGGGAGGCGAUCAGAGUCUACGACACGAUCGUGCGGGAGGGACGGCAGCUGGGGGUCGCGCAUGCUGGAGUGAAGGCUCUGACGAGCCUGAGGAUGGAAAAGGGAUGGCGAGCCCUCGGGCAUGAACUUGACAACACGGACUCAGUCCUUGAGGCGGGCUUCUUGUCCUGGUGCGCCCUUGACAAGCCUGGAGGUUUCCUGGGAAGAAACGCUGUGCUGGAGAAGCUGCUGGAGGAGGAGAGGAAAGGGAGACGGAGGAGGAUGCUGCACGUGCUGGUCCUCGAUCCCAGUGUCAUGCUCUACCACGGCGAGCCCUUGAUCAACAAAGGCACCACAGUCGCAACUAUCCGAUCUGCAAGCUACGGGCACACGCUGGGGGGAGCCGUCGGGCUGGCAAUGGUGGAGGCAGGAGAGCAGAUUGAGGACGAAGGAUGGGAGGUGCAGGUGGCGGGGAUGCGCCAUCCGGUCAGAGUCUCUUCAUCUUGUUUCUACGAUGCUGAAGAUGGGAAGAUGGAGGUGUAA
Messenger RNA from Guillardia theta CCMP2712, 2529 nucleotides. RefSeq lists its product as hypothetical. The coding region runs from base 1 to 2529 and encodes 842 amino acids. The record is from RefSeq and is a predicted model, not a curated record. Gene Ontology annotation, molecular function: protein binding; oxidoreductase activity. Gene Ontology annotation, cellular component: mitochondrion; cytoplasm. Lineage: Eukaryota; Cryptophyceae; Pyrenomonadales; Geminigeraceae. The transcript has 4 exons.